Molecule: messenger RNA, 2742 nt
Organism: Polypterus senegalus (gray bichir)
Lineage: Eukaryota; Metazoa; Chordata; Cladistia; Polypteriformes; Polypteridae
Product: zinc finger protein 397-like
Exons: 4
Coding region: 264-2237 (657 amino acids)
Biological process (GO): regulation of transcription by RNA polymerase II
Cellular component (GO): nucleus
Molecular function (GO): DNA-binding transcription factor activity, RNA polymerase II-specific; RNA polymerase II transcription regulatory region sequence-specific DNA binding
Source: RefSeq, a predicted model, not a curated record
GUUAGGCUUUCAAUACGCGUGCUGAUCGGGCACGCACGCAGCCUCUUUCUUUUAAAGUAAAGCACUUUUUUUUUUUUUUAAAACAAACACUGCGAAUAUCUACUAGUCAGAAAUAAAGUGAACGAAAUAAACGUCUGUAAGAAUAUAUAGUGUUAAAACAUAUUAAAUAAGAAAAGAGGGGUUUUGUAGACAGCUUCGCUAUGAAAGCAUGAAACCAAACGGACCCCCCGAAUAAAAUUCCUGGUGGAAAAAGAAGAGAGAACAUGGCUUGUGCGCUAUCUUCUUCCUUUGAACGAGACGUUAGGGCAAGUUCGAGACUGCUGCAGGGGACGUUUUCCGACUUCACCGACUCUGGCACGUUUAAUGGAGACAAAUAUGCCAGUGUUGUUUCUGAAAUGGGAGCACCGACAGCCGUUAACCAGGAGGCGGUUCAGGCGGCGGUGGAGAUUAUUAUGACAAGAUUUACAGGCAUUGCCAUCAUAAUUGAGGAAGCAGUGAAGGCAGCAGUGGAAAUCCUAACGGCAAGAUUUAGAGGAUGCUUUGAUCGGAAAUUCGCUGAUUUUCAACUCGAAUUGUCAGUGAAGGACAAAGAAAUAGAAAGCCUGAAGCUACAACUGGAAGUCUUCAAGAGUGAACAGAGCGCACUCCUGGGGCAUUAUGAACCUGAAGGCAAGUCGAUGGAGGAUUCGGCAACUGCUCAAGCCGCAGAGAACGAAAAUGAAUUAUUUUCUAUGAAGGAGGAAGUACAGAAUGGUGGUGAUUUGGAAAAGGAAUCUGUUGCUUCUCUCCAAGAAGACAAAGGAAGAGUGACUGAACAAGGUUGCAGAUAUGCAGAAGAUGAGCAUUCUGUAAUAAACCUCCCAGUCCAUGGAGAUGGUGGGUUAUGGCACCAAUUUGUUCAAAUUAAGGAAGAGACAGAGUACCCGGACACAGCCCUGAUUAAAGAGGAAAUUUGUGAAGAAGGUGCUCUCAAUCCUAAAAUCCAAGGCAGUGAACUUGAGUCUUGCUGCAUGUCAGAAAAUGAGUCUCCUAGUCUGCAGCCUGCAUCGGCUUAUGGAAGUCCUGAAGCAGAUGUGCCAGUCAGGCAGAUGUCGAUUCACAGAAGAUGCUGCUCCCCUCAGCUGCCAAAUGACAGAGAGCAGCAAGAGAUUAAGACACCCGCGAGAGAUUCUAACAGGAAAGCUCAAUUAUCAGCUGCCCAGCAGUCCCACAAUAGUUCUGCUCAGGUCAAAGACGAAAUUUGUGAAGAGGGAUCUGUCAACACUAAAAGACAAAGCAAAGCCCUUCAAUCUGGUUGCAACACUGAGGAAGAAUUCCUUAAACUACAGUCUGCCAACCCUGAAAUGAGGAAGCUGGCGAGGCCGACAUCCAUUCGUAGAAGACGCUGCACCCCUCAGCUGUUGUCCAUAGGUGAGGAGCAUGGCAGGGCUGAAACCUUGUUGUGGAAGAAGAGGACAGAGAAACCCGCUUCUAGAAAAACACAACGGAAAGACCAGACAUCAAAUGUCACACAGACUGGCUCAACAGAUUUGCAAGAACAUAAGGCUACAACUGAUGAGUGUGUGCAGCAUAGCGCCAUUCCAGCAUUGACUGUGGCAGAGAUGGACACUACUAAAAGUUCCCAGUGUAACCAAAGCAGCAUGGCUCCACAUCAAUGUCCAAUAUGUGGUAAGAGAUUCACGAUGAAAAGGUAUCUUGCCAAACACCACAGAAUUCACACUGGAGAGAAACGUUUUUGUUGUUCUGAGUGUGGGAAGAGGUUCUUAAAGAAAUAUCACCUUCAGCAGCAUGAGAAGACCCAUGCUGGAGACAAGCCAUUUUCAUGUGCCCAGUGUGGAAAGCAGUUUGGCCGGAAAUACUAUCUUCAACAGCACCAGCGAAUCCAUACAGGUGAAAAACCUUAUGGAUGCAGUCAGUGCGGCCAGAGGUUCAUACGGAAAGAUUACCUUCAGCAUCAUCAAUUAAGCCACACAGGAGAAAAGCCAUAUUGUUGUUCUUAUUGUGGGAAAAAACUCAAACACAAAAUCGGCCUUGUCCACCAUCAGCGGAUACACACAGGAGAAAAGCUGCACUGUUGCAGUGAAUGUGGCAAACAGUUCACAUUAAAAAGUAAUCUUCUAAAGCACCAAAGAAUACAUACCAGGGAAAAACCAUACUGCUGCACUGAAUGUGGAAAGCGAUUCACACAGAAAUGUCAUCUUCAGCAACACAAGUGUAAGAAAAUCCUAGUUAUGUGAUGCUGCUCUUCUAAGAUUAAUCCGAUUGAACUGAAAAGUAUAUUUUAUUAGGGGAAAUAAUGUAGAUUUUUAUAUCAGUACAGGAAACAAAUAUAAACUAUUUAAAAAACAACAACAUCUUUGUUAUGGCAUUGCUUUAUUAGAAGAACAUGAGAAAAUCCACUUGGACAAAACAAACAGACACUUUCAAAACAGUAGACUCUACUUUUCCUUAUAAUGCCUAAUAAAGAAUUUAUUUGGAUACCAGCCACUACUGAAAAUAUUUAUAUAUUCAAUUUAGAGUGGUAAUUUUGCCUCUAUGUUCUAAAUUAAACCAAAUCCAUUUACAUUUUUGGGUAAGACGGUGCUGAAAUAGAGAAGUGGAGGCAAGUCUGCAAAGUGAUUGAUUAUAAAUGUCUAGGUACUGUUGUAAGAAAAUAUUCAAAUUCAUAUGACUUGUCCUGCCCUUUUUCUGGUAUUAACAGGCUCCAGUAUUGAACCACUAAAGCAUUACAGCUUCUCCACU